Messenger RNA from Vespula pensylvanica (western yellowjacket), 693 nucleotides. RefSeq lists its product as uncharacterized. The record is from RefSeq and is a predicted model, not a curated record. Lineage: Eukaryota; Metazoa; Arthropoda; Insecta; Hymenoptera; Vespidae. The transcript has 4 exons. The coding region runs from base 46 to 693 and encodes 215 amino acids.
UUAUUUUUUGUUUGUAACCUAAACCUAUAUAAUUGCAAUCCAUCAAUGAAAACCUUGGCGUUUCAGUUCAUCGUAUAUUUAUUUGUAUAUUUUGCAUUACUAUAUGAUACCUUUUGCACGAUCGACAUUAAUUUGAGUCAAUUGGAAUAUCUUGCUGCACGUUUAGAUCCAUUCGAAUGUCGACGUCUUAUUGCUGCUCUACAUUACACGUCGUACGAAUUGCCGAUGAAUUUGGCAGCAGCAGAACGCACGGUAGAAGAAGAUAUCCCGUGUAUAAGACAACUAGUUCAUUGGAAUAGUUCUCCAGAUGAAGGUCUUGGCCAAAGCCAUGAAGACUUGGUUCAUCGACUUCGUCAAAUAGGUCGCAAUGAUCUAGCUGAGUGGCUAGGCAAAUCCACUUUUAAACAUCUUGGAAUGGAUAUGGAAAGAAUUAUGGAUCAACCAUUCGAGAAAUUAGGAGAACAAGAAACUGAGACAUCUUAUCCAUUAACAAUCGUUCCAAUUGAAAGCCCUGAAAACGAUGAUUUUUGGUCUCAAUUAAAUAUCAUCUUAUUGGCAAUAAUGUUAGGUUUAAUGGGAACUUUGUUAACAUUAAUAGGAUAUAUUAUUUUUUAUAUAAUUAAAGUGCGUUUACGUAGAACAAAAUACAGAAAAAUGAAGCAAGAAGCAGAUAUUAAUAAACCAUGUGAAUAA